UAUUCGGGUGGCAAGUAAUGCUGGUAAUAUUUUGUACACUGUUUAGUCUAUUUUUGUGAAUACUCGUGUUUUGAUAAAUUGAUAAUACAGCUUCAACUCGAGUGAAACUGCAUGGUGUAAUUGCUUAAACCUUUUGAAAACAAAACGUAAAUAUAAAGAAUAUGAUCUUCGUUAUUAUUGGAGCAAUACUUGGUCUAGCUAUUGGGCAGGAGUAUAGGAAACCGUGCUUGUACGGGGUGUAUGGAUUCGAUACAUCCAUAACGUAUACAACUUCACUGGAUGAAGAAAUAGAAUACGUGCUUGUAGAAAAUCAGUCUGGGUGUGAAAUUAAUCUGAGUGGAUUAUACACGAACCUGAGCACUUUAUACACUUCAUACAAUUCAAGCUUUAGGCUCCACAGAAAGGAGUUAGACAUCAGUUUAAAAAUAACAUGUACUGAAGGUGCAGUGGGAAACGAAAUUCAUUUCAAUUCUUCAUUGGAACAAAGCAUAAAUCAAAGUAAAGUUCAAGUAGCUGUACAAAUAGUGUUACGAGGUUGUUCACUGUUUGUAAAUGAGUUACAAGUCUUCAAGAAUCAUGGAAGAAUAUGGUCUAUACUUCAUACAGAUUCAAUAAUACACCCAGACUCCGACUGCUCUAGUCUGGCUGAAUUACAAAAUCUUAAAUCCCGUCUUCCAUGUGAUAGAAACAAUAGAUCUCCUGCUGUCUGGGAAGCAAGAUUUUUUUGGGAAUUCUGUAGCAAACCGUUUGAAGGAGUUUCCGAUUUAAUGCUACAAGGUUGUUCCCAUGAACACUACGAAAUUAAACACGACUUACUACAGCACUUAUUUCCAAACCUUCAAACAUUAAACUUGAAAUACGUUAACUUGACAAAAUCUCUGGUGACAUUUCCAUGGACAAAUGUAUAUAUUCAUUCACCAGAGGCAAAAUUAAUAACAUACAUAUCUUCCAGUUUUGCAAGUGACGUAAAGAAUACAUCGUCACUCGAAAGACAAAUAACGAUAAGCAGUAGCGAUGUUAACAUUAGCAAUGUGAAAUUUAUUGGAGAUAUAUAUACCGUUAGGUUAAACAGUAUCCAUUUGAAAAGUCUGAAUGACAAUACAUUCAGAAAUAUAAGUGGUUUAACACGGCUGGACCUGUCUUACAAUGAGCUAGAGACAAUCAAUCAAAACUUGUUCAAAAUGUUAACAAACCUGAAGUAUUUACAAUUGGGAAUGAACAAACUGACAGUCUUACACUCCGAGGUGUUUAACUGGCUACAUAAUUUGCUACGUCUUGAUUUGUCUCACAACAAAAUCAAAAUCUUGAAUCAGGGUCAGUUUAAAAACCUAAUGAAAUUAGAAUACUUAAAUCUUGAAAGUAAUAAUAUCACUGAAUUACCAGACGAUUUCUUAAAAGAUCAAGUCCAUUCUAUAAAGAAACUUACGUUAUCUUCGAAUCCGCUUGAAAAGAUUCCAGUUUACCCUCUAUAUGCUGAGGGAAUACGUUACAUAUAUCUUGAACAUUGUAGAAUCAAUUCAAGUGGCUUUCAAACGUUUAUAGACAGUUUAAGUCACAACGACCUUCAUGCAGCUUACGUUAGUGCAGAUCCCGUAAGCAGUGCAAUAUUGACGACUGGAUCUGAGUUCACUGGGUAUUUCGUACAAAGAGCAGUUCUCAGCCUAUCUUUCAAUCGAAUAGAAAAUAUCGAAACAUUAUUUUGGAAAGCAAAGAAACCAUUUUUGUUUCUAGAUUUGUUGUAUUUCUUUUAUGUAGUUCUAAGGGGAAAUCCAAUAGACUGCACAUGUAUGACACAAAUGCCAUAUUUUCUUAUAUAUAUAAAUUUAAAAACCGUACCGGAUGCAACCUUGAUACCUGCGAGAGACAACUGGAAAUGUGAGAAACCUUUGGAAUUGAAAGGGAGACUUGUUAUCAGUGUAUUAAGAGACGACAUUUACUGCCCGAUUUCAAUUGAAAACUGUCCAGAACGUUGCUCUUGUUUUGAGCGUGGAACCAGAAAUACUGUAAAUAAAAAUAAUAAAAAUAGCAGCACAAUCAUUGUCGACUGCAGAAAUAUAAACAUUACACGCUUGCCUGAAAAAAUGCCAUCUGGGAAACUAGAACUUUGGUUUCAAAAUACCAGUCUAACACAGUUAACUGCUAGGGACUACUUCAGAAAUACAUCAGUACUCGAUGCCUCGCACAACAGAAUUAACCUCAUUAAAUCAACUGUAGCAGUAGCAAUGGCAAAUUUUACCUCUUUGAAAUUAGAUCAUAAUAAUUUAACAAGUCUUCCUGUUCAAAUCAUGUCAACAAAUAUUAGAACACUAACGCUUGCAGAUAACCCUUUCAUCUGUGACUGUCACACCCGCUGGAUGAAGCCAUGGCUCCGCAAACGAACGAGCCCAGUUACAGACUGGAAGGCAAUUCAAUGUUCUUAUAACAGAAGCAUAGUUAGCCAGUUGAUAAUUGUGCCGGAAUCAUUCUUUGUUUGUCAGCCUACAAUGAGUAUUUCCCAACAUAUUAUUUUCCCAUCAGUUGUAACAGGUUGUAUUUUAUUUGUUUUAGUUUCAAUAUCUCUAUUGAUAUAUUUCCAAAGAUUCACAAUCAAAGUGUUACUCUUUAAGCACUUUGGGAUUCAUUCAUUUGAUAAACAAAAACACGAUGAUGCAAAUAUGGAAUAUGAUGCUUUUGUGCUUUAUUCACAAAAUGACUCUGAAUUCGUGAGUAAGAAUAUAAUAGAAACUCUGAUAAAGAAAGGUUAUACUGUAUGUGACUUAUAUGAAGACCUUGUGGUUGGUUUUACAUUUAUCGAUAAUAUUGAACACAUGGUCAACAAGUCAAGAAAAAUUAUUUUCACAAUGACAAAUGAUACACUCACUAAUAAUCUGCUGAUGUCUGUAUGGAAUAUAGCUUAUGAAAAAGGAAUUGACAGUUUCACAGACUCUGUCAUUUUAGUACUUGAUAAUGAAGUUAAGAGUAAAUGUGAAAACGAUAAACUUAGAAAAUAUAUAAGGAGUGGUAAAUUUAUCAAAAAGAAAUCAAACCUUCUACAAUCAAGUAUUUUGUAUCUUAUGCCAAAGCACAUGCACAUUGUAAAUGACAAUAAUUUGAAUAGGGUGAACACUGAUGACCCUGCCAUACCAAUGAUAGUGAAAAGGAAUAAUUAUGGCAAUGAUAUAAAUAGCAGUUUAGUGUACAUGUCGCACCCUGAGGAACAUGAUGAAGAGAUAAGGAACACCCUAAUUCCUGAGCUACAAAUCAAUGAUUAUGAUGUUAGAAUCUAUGAGAACGCAUUUAUUCCUGGUACAGAUAUUCGCGAUGAAAUCGACGAAACGCUUGAAGAUUCCGAACAUUUCAUAUUUAUUCUUUCACAGGAAACACUUCUGGACGAUGUUAAAAUGUUCAUUCUCUCCACUGUUAUAUCGAAAUCUGUUUUGAGUAAUGACAACUAUCUUUUGUUAUUCACUUCUGGCUUUAUAGAUUACUCGUGCUUGCCUAAUGAGAUAGAAAAUUAUUUAAACAAAUAUGUUACAGCAAGCAUCGCAUGUCCUGAGUUCAAAGGACGUUUGUUAAAAGCUCUGGGUUACAGACUUUAAUCUUAUUCUCUCUAAAAUCAUCCACAAUGUAUAUCAUUUUGAAAACAAACACCAACUUCCAAAAGAGAUCAAAAUUUAAAAAUAGAUUCAGGUUUUAUGUAAGUAUUGUUUUAAUUAUCGAAUCCGCUACAUGGAUUCUAGGUGAAAUUUAGAUAUAAACUAUAUAUAUAUUAUCAUUUUGACGGUCUAUGGUGGUAGUAACAUCUGAACCUUGUUCAAUAAUCUGUCAAUAAUGGCUGAAAUUAACAAUAGUAAAUACCCAAUCAAUUUUUGACGGUAUUUUGAAAAAUCAUAAUGGUCUUAUUUGGCUUCCGCCCUAAUUAAAACGAUGCUCUACACAUGAAUAAUGAUAUUGUCUUACAUUUAUGUUAUUAACUUGCUAUAGUAUUGGUCAAAAUCAUUUUUCUCGUGUACAUCGUAUCAACUUGCGAUGUUGAAAAGUUAUUUACAUUCAAGGUGACGUCACAUAUGAAUUGAAUAGAACAAGUUGACAUUCUCUUCUCAGUAAUUGUAAAGUUUUAGGCUUUUGUUCUAGUUUUACCAUCGGAAAUGAUUAUAUAAGGAUCUUAUAUGCCUACCUGUGUAAAACAGGAUUUUCCCUAGUACGCUUUUCUAUCCAUGCUGUGCCAAGGAUUGUGAAAACAGCAAAUUAAGAUCCCAUUGCGAAGGAGCGAACUCAUAGUUGGAGUGGAAAUGGCGGAGUGACGAGGGGGGCGUGGGUGGGGUCAUCAUUAAACCUAUCCAGAUAUUCCCUGAAAAUUUACCUUAUUGACAAUAUACAUCAAAUCAAAUCAUUACCUGUUUAUCAGUACAUCUAAACAUUCUCUUAAAUUGGCUUUUUUUUGCUUUAACAACUGUUAUUUCAAAAAAAAAGAAAUGUUUUUGGAUCAUCGGGGUGGGGAGGACCAGCCCUACCUGCUCCUAUGCCUAUGGAUCGUUUUUGUUGCAAAGAUUGAAAUGACUAUUUCCUGACAUUAUGUAUAUAGUUUGUGUAUGUUUUGGUAAUAUAAUAGUGCUAAACUAUGUGACGUCUGUCAACUAAGGAUUUGAAAGCCGCUGACAUGUACCGAAAAUUUGUCUUUUUACACAAUUUAGAUGUUUGCAACAUUGAAACGUUUUAUUCAGUACCACUGUUAGCGCUUAUAUCCUUUAGAUUUAUCACAGAUGUUUGAUAUCGUUAACAGUUAUGCACCACUAAAAUGUAUAAAUUUUUACGGUGUUCCGUUUGGACAAUCGUGACUUUUUAUUUAAUACUAAACCGCGAUGCACGAUGGUACUAUGACGAAAACGCAAUGGCGCGAUGGCACGAUGAUGAAACAACGAUGGUACGAUGGCGAAAACGCAAUGGCACGAUGAUGGAAUCGCUAUGGUGCGAUGGUACGAUGGUGAAAGGUCGGAGUAAUAUCGGUUUAUAGUAUUAAAUAAAAAGUCACGAUUGUCCAAACGGAAAUGGAACACCGUAAAUUUUACAUGAUUAUUCAUUUACGCUGGAGUUUUGCCUUUCACACCUUUCUAGAUGCUCUUUGAGACUUGUUAUCAUAAACCAUGCUUAUUUAGAUCUGUAUUGUUACAUCGUUAUAUAUAGAUGCUGUUAUCGCUUACAUCUUAACGAAGAGAUUAUACGUUCUAUUCUAUCCAAGAUAACGUUGAUAUUUGCAUUUGAUGGAUUGUUUUCGUUUUUAUAUCAUAAAUCAUGGUUAGGGCUUAUUUAGAUAUAUAUUUAGAAGAUGUUUUAUAUUGCUCAUAUCUUCAUUUUGCACUAUUAUAAAUGUAUAAAUUGUAAAUAAAUGUUCAUUUUUACGCUAUCCAAGAUAACGUUGAAGUUUGACUUUAACAUCAUUCUACAUGUUUUUGGAGAUGUGUUUAUUAUAUGAACCAUGGUUAAGGUUAAUUUAACCCUUACCAUGCUGGACACGAUUGAUUCUGCCUUUGCGACCAGUGUAGACCAAGAUCAGCCUGCACAUCCGUGCAGUCUGAUCAUGGUCUGCACUGUUCGCUAUUCAGUCAGUAAAUUUUCAGUAAACACCCCUUCAAAUGAUAAAUGGUACUGCCCAAAUUGGAAGAUAGACAAGUCCAUUAUAGAAAUUUAGUAUGGUAAGGGUUAAAUUUAAACUGUUACGCUACUGUAGAUGUUAUGUCAUUUUACAGCAAUAGAUAUAAGAAAAACUAAAUAGCUUUUCUUCUUACACCAUCAAAGAUGUCUUAUAACGUUGAGAUUUUAGGCCUACAUUGUGAAAAUUAUUUGUGAUUCCUGUACAAUACAUUAUCUCAUAACUUUUUUUUGAUUUAGAUCAAAGAAACUAUUCUUAAAGAAAUAUACCUACUUGCCAAUUUUUCAUCAGAUUGCUUAUUACGCAGAGAUAAGUUAACAAGAUUCUGCUAAAGAUAAAAUUGCCUCUCAUGAACAUAAUAAUUAUGUAUUAGUUUAAGUGUCAAAUGUUAUACCUUGUAGAGCGUCUUUUACAUAUUAUAGAUAAACAUUUAUUUGGAGAGUAUACAUCAUGUUAUAAUGUAUAUCUUGUAUAAGUUGGUACUAUUAAAAUUAGACAAUCAAUCAGACGUCGUAUAUAUUCAUAAAAUUACUUUAUUGUGAUAUUGUUUACUGCAUUAUGCAGGUCAUUUUGUACAAGGAUGAGAUCAAUACAACCAAUCCGCCAAUGAUUAUAUUUUUAAAUUGUAUUAGGAAGAUCUUUAUCGUCUCAGACUCUGUUCAUCAAGAUCAGUAUUGACAAAUAUUUUGGCCCAUAAGAUGAUAUUCAUUGACAUGACAGAAUGACUAUGAUAUAUAGAUUAUUAUGUAUUAACAACAAUAAAUAGACAUAUAGAUGCAGUGUUGAAACAAAUAUCCCGUAUUUUGGCUGGUAUAAAAGAGAUAUAUCAAAAAAUAAAUCUUACCUAAAUUCCUAUUUAUACAUUCCGGAUUUUUUGUAAAUUUUAAAAUGGCUACCACUGUAAAGUUUUAACGGUUCUUUUUUUUUACUGUUCAUGUCAGUCAGAGAAUGAUUUUAUAAAUCAAUUUAUUUGAUUUGUUAUAUUGUUUUAACCUUGUUGACAGCAAAACUAAAGUUGUUUUUUUUUAUUUAUUAAGAACUUUUGUGUCUGAGAAAUUAAAGAUGUUAUACCCUAGUGUCAUGCUUAAGAUAUUUUAUUUAAUAAAACAAAAUGUAUAAUGCAGUAUAUUUUCUUAUUAAAUAUAAUUUGUUGUCAUUAUACCUGUUUUAUAUUAAAUCAUUAAGUCAAAAACGGGGUGAAAAGUUUAAAUAUUUCGUAUUGAAGUGUGAUACUUUGUGUUAGUGUUUAUAAAUGUAUAAAGCUUGAA
Mercenaria mercenaria is the source of this 6897-nucleotide messenger RNA. RefSeq names its product toll-like receptor 3. The transcript has a single exon. The record is from RefSeq and is a predicted model, not a curated record. Gene Ontology annotation, molecular function: protein binding. Gene Ontology annotation, biological process: signal transduction. Bases 162 to 3578 code for a protein of 1138 amino acids. Lineage: Eukaryota; Metazoa; Mollusca; Bivalvia; Venerida; Veneridae.